UCCACCACCGCAACAGCAGGUGACGGUGGGUUCUCUGGGCGGCGGUUUAGGUGGUGCCGGAAAUGGCGGUACCGCCACGGUAGGCGCGCAAGGCCAAGCCAUGGUGAUGCCGGGUUUCCCGCUUCGUGCAGCAGCGGUGCCGCACUACUCUCCGUAUUCGCCGUCGCGUUUUCACAUCGACAAGCGUUGUCAGCACAGAUGCUCCUGGAAAUGCUUCUCGAUCGCUCUAAUUCUCCUGGCCGUAGCGUUGACGGCGAUGCUGGCGUACUUUGCUGCAGUGAGUUCUAUGCGCCCGAUAGACAGCACUAACUGCAUUCUGGUUCAAGAUAUCAAGGCUGUCACUCACGAAAAUGCACACAUCCACGAUUCGAUAUCCACGCAGAUACCUACAGAAGAAUCCCUGCCGACGAGUACGGCGGAGCAUUCGAGCGCCGCGGACAGCGCCGGUGAUCAGCAAAGCGAUCCGCAGAUCCAGCAAUCUGCGCAGCAAUGGCCGGCCGUGCUCGAAUUGCAGGCCUACAAUGUUGCGCACUCCGCCGUUAUUCAGCCGUAUCACUUCUGGAACACCGAGUUCCGCAACAAACAGCCGGCAUUCAUCAGGCUGAACUUGACCCUGCCGUGGGGCGCAAAUUUCGCCGUGUACGGCAGGCGGAACGUCGCGCCUAGCGUCACGCAGUAUGAUUUCGUCGAGUUCGUGAAGGGUGGCAGGGUGGUUCACAGGCUGAAGAGGGACAUCACCGCAGAGGCUGUCAGCUUUAUGCAGGCUAGCGGCCCGCAGGACGUUCGCGUGGAACGUGCGGCACCACCAGCCACAUCCUAUCAACACGUACUCAUCAAGAGGACCAUUGUGGAACCGCUGAUGGUCAACGUUAGUCUACUGCAAUACUUCGACACCGGCGAUUGGUUCCUGUCCGUGUACAACGACGAGUUGCAACCUUACAAAGUUACCUUGGUCGUGACGGAAGCCGAAGGUGUUUCGACCACGUGUCCCAAUGAUUGCUCGGGACGUGGAUCGUGCUAUCUUGGCAAGUGCGACUGUAUAGAUGGAUAUCAGGGUGCUGAUUGCAGCAAAAGCGUAUGUCCGGUUUUGUGUUCUUCUCAUGGGCAAUACGGCGGAGGUAUGUGUCACUGCGAGGAGGGCUGGAAAGGCGCAGAGUGCGACAUACCAUUAGGCGACUGCCAAGUUCCUGAUUGCAAUCAACAUGGUCAGUGCGUUAGAGGAUCCUGCGUCUGUAUUCCAGGGUGGAAGGGCGCCUUCUGUGACGAACGUAAGUUAGCGACAUUCGUGACAAAGGGAAACAAUUUAAUGAAAUCUAGAAAAAGAUACGAGACAUGCCAUGACGAUUGGACCGGAACGAAGUGUGAUCAAAAGCCAUGCGAUUCGCGUUGUGCCGAGCAUGGUCAGUGCAAAAAUGGAACCUGCGUGUGCAGUCAAGGAUGGAACGGAAGACACUGCACAUUACCUGGAUGCGAAAAUGGAUGCAGUCGCCACGGACUGUGCACUCUGCAGGACGGCGAAUACAGUUGCGAUUGUUCCACCGGAUGGGCCGGUAGAGAUUGCAGCAUACGACUCGAAUUGGAAUGUAAUGAUUACGUUGACAAUGACGAAGAUGGCAUGAUGGACUGCUCUGACAGCGAGUGCUGCUCGCACGAAGCUUGUUCAGAACAUAUCAUGUGCCUUGCUAGUAAUAAUCCUGUGGACGUUCUCCUUCGAAAACAACCACCCAGCGUCACAGCGUCCUUUUACCAACGGGUGAAAUUCCUCGUCGAGGAGAACAGCGUACAGAGCUACGCCCACAUGGACGAGUACACGGAAAGAGCACGCUCGCUCCAAACGAGAAAGAUGGUCGCGGAUACAAGCGCUCUGCCAAUGUUUCGUUUUAAAUCAGCAUUGCGCGGAUUAAUGGGUCGACGAAACGAUCCCGCUUCGGUGGACCCCGAUAUAUCUGUAAUUUGUAACAGUCGAGUUGCGGUGAUGCGAGGCCAAGUUGUUACCGAACAAGGACUCGGAAUAGUAGGCAUCAGAGUGUCCGUGGACAGGGACUCGCGCUUUGGAUUCACCUUAACCAGAGCAGAUGGAUGGUUCGACGUCCUGGUCAAUGGCGGAGGCGCCGUGACGCUUCAAUUCCAGCGUAGCCCCUUCAAACCUCUCACGAGGACCGUCUUCGUACCCUGGAAUCAGAUCGUGGUCCUGCCACCCGUUGUGAUGAUCCUCAGCAAGGAAGGCGAAUCGUACAAAUCCAAUCAACCGCCGAGCCCGGCAGUCGGCUUCCCAGGGAUCUCGAUGGGACUCUUUAGUGAGCAUGGUCCGUGCUUGGAGCACGAUCACGAGACGUUACGGCCAAUUAUCGUUAGCACAUGGAUGCCGGAAAAAGUUGGCGGAUUGCCUGGAAAGAGCUUGGUCUUUGCUGAAAGUCAAAUCGUGCAGGAAAGCAUUGCUAUUCCGGGCUCCAAUCUCCACUUGAUGUAUCAAAGCAGUCAGGCUGCAGGCUAUCUCUCUACCGUGAGAAUGCAACUGACCGGACCGUUCAUUCCGAAAUCGCUGACGCACGUACACGUGCACGUCGAGAUCGAGGGCUCGCUUCACACGAAAACGUACGAGGCCGACCCAAAUUUGACGCACACGUUUGCUUGGAACAAGAGAAACGUUUAUAAGCAAAAGGUAUACGGCGUGGCGCAGGCGAGGAUCUCGAUCGGCUAUCAGCAUUCCACUUGUCCGUCCGUGAUAUGGGAGACGCAGACGGCCACUUUGCAAGGAUUCGAUGUCGAUAUCUCCGAUAUCGGCGGCUGGGGACUCGACAUCCAUCACCAUUACAACUUCCACGAAGGGAUCCUGCAGAAAGGCGACGGCUCUACUCUACAUUUCAAACAGUAUCCGCGCACUGUGAAGGUGGUAAUGGGUACCGGCCUCCAAAGGAGUUUGGUGUGUCAAAAUUGCGAUGGUCUCGCUAAGGAUGCUAGACUCUUGACGCCAGUGGCACUCGCUAGUGGACCCGACGGCAGCAUAUACGUCGGAGACUUCAACCUUGUACGCAGAAUCACGCCUGAAGGGAAGGUUUACACUGUAUUGAUUUUGAGUGCAACUCAAGUGGCAUAUCAAUACUAUCUGUGCAUCUCGCCGGCUGACGGACACUUGUACAUCAGCGAUCCAGAGAAACAUCAGAUAUUGAAGGCGCUUUCGCUAGAACAAGUCCAUGACCCUAGUAUUAAUAUCGAACCCGUUGUUGGAAGUGGCGAGAGAUGUAUCCCAGGUGAUGAAGGUCAUUGCGGCGACGAAGGUCCAGCCAUCAAUGCCAAAUUGGCCCAUCCAAAAGGUAUCGCAAUUGCGGCUGAUAAAACGAUGUACAUCGCUGACGGAACGAACAUUCGUGCUGUUGAUCCUCGAGGUAUCAUACAUACGCUCGUAGGACAUCACGGUCAUCAUAAUCAUUGGUCACCUGCUCCUUGCAUUGGAGCCAUUCCCGCGCAUCAGGCUCAAUUACAAUGGCCCACCGGAUUAACUUUGAGCCCAUUGGACGGAUCCCUGCACUUUAUUGACGACAGGCUAGUCCUAAAACUUACCAGCGACCUGAAAGUGCGCGUAGUUGCUGGCACGCCUCUUCAUUGUACCAGCAAUGCAAAUAACAACAAUAAUGGCAAUAGCGAACUUCCGAAACUGAACUCGUCGAUAACGACGAAUCCGAAAAAACCGGACGAAGUACUUGGGUCGGUGUUGGCUGUCGGUUUCAGUCCAACCGGCGAGCUAUAUAUAGCGGAUCGUGAUUCUCAUCGAGUGAACUCUAUCAGGAUUGUCGAUUCCUCCGGAAAGAUGUCACAUUUCGCGGGCCAGCAGCAGGAAAGAUUGCGUGGCCAAUGCGAGUGCAACAACACUACACCUAGCACCAAAGACAUGGACACGUGCACCUGCAUGGACGAUACUAGCAGCACUGAAACGCUCUUGUCGUCGAAUGCCAAGUUUACCGCGAUAUCCGCUUUGGCAGUUUCGCCAGAUGGUGUUCUGCAUGUGGCCGAUCAAGGCAGUCUUCAUAUUUUGGCUCUUCAGCCGUAUCUUCCGAAUCACGACGAGAACGGAGAGUUCCGCAUUCCAUUCCCGCCUUCGAACGAGGUCUACGUGUUCAAUCGCUACGGUCAACACAUCUCCACGAAGGAUUUGACGUCCGGGAAAACUCGCUAUUCCUUCUUGUACAGCAAGAACACAAGUUUUGGCAAGUUGUCCACGGUGACGGACAGUGCAGGCAAUAAAAUUCAGUUUCUACGAGAUUAUAGCAGUGUCGUUAGCUCUAUCGAGAAUACUCAAGAUCAUAAAUCCGAGCUGAAGAUCUCCGCAGUUGGAUUCUUAGAGAAAUUGUCCGAACGCGGCAGGGCGGAGAUUGCUCUGGGUUAUGACGGCUCGACCGGUUUACUUACGAGUCGAUCAGGAGGGGAUGAAACAUAUAUAUACAAUUAUGAUAGUUUGGGACGUGUCACCGAUGUAAUACUGCCAACAGGCGAGAAAUUAAAAUUAUCUUCGGACUUAUCUGACGACGAAGGUUUAUUGGUUAAAGUGUCUGCCCCGUUGCAAGCUUUAUCGAAGGGCGAUAAACAGCGAAUCGUAGAGUAUGAGAUGAAAAAUGAAAAAUCGAAGAUGUUGACAGUCACUGACGGCACUAAGCUGAUGAAAGCAAUCGCAUUUACGAACAGCAGUUUAGAAGUUCUUUUACCUGGUGGCGGUAGAGUGCUAAGUGCGGCCAUGACUAAACAUCCGUUACUGAAGCCGUCUUUACCAGUAGAAGCGGAGAUGUUACCCAUGUGGAGCUAUCAAUUAAUGUCAUUGGGUGAAUUGACGAAUACCAUGACAACAACGUACAACUUGGUCGGAGACGUUAGCCAACCUCAGCAAACGCUCAACAGAGAGAUCUGGGUAAACGACACGCGAGUAAUAAGCGUCGAAUUCGAGCAAGCAUCCAGCCGCGAAACUUUUUACGACAAAACGGGGACUCCUCUGUUGACGGUGACCUUUGACCCAGCCGGCCUACCGUUAAUCUGGCAACCGUAUGAGCAGGGUCACAAUCUUAGCAUUAUCUAUGACCGAUUCAACAGGAUCAACAGCUGGAAAUGGGGUGCCUCCGACGAAUCAUACGAUUAUGAUCGACAUGGUCAAUUAGCAGAAAUCACCAACAGCAAAGAUGGUACAAAGCGAUAUACUUAUAAUGACUUUAAUAUGCUGUCGAAGAUUACGCUUGCCAGUAAUAGACAGUUCUCUUUGCAAUACGACGACGACGGUGGGCUACGACAUAUCAUUCUACCAUCGGAAACCAAACAUUCCUUCUCUUGUCAGGCGUCUCUCGGUUUUCUCAGGGUGACAUAUACUCCACCUGGCAGCAUCAGAGCCUAUCUACAACACUAUAGUCACGAUGGGAACCUGCUACAAACUGUGUUCCCAGGGGACGGAGCUCGUAUUGUCUACAGAUAUCACACUUCGGGUCAAUUGGCGGAGAUCGUUCACGGUGAUGGCAAAAGUGAAAUCAGAUACACUGAGAGCGGAUUACCCUCCGAAGUGAUACACACCGAGAGAGAUGUAGAGUACAAGUGGGAUUAUCAAUACAGCGCGGGACUUUUAGUGGAGGAGCGCAUAGAUUUUGGUGCUAAGACCGGCCUGAGCAAUGCCAAAUUCACGUUUGAAUACGAUUCGAACUUCCGACUGAUCGCAGUACAGGGUAGAAUAGGCGGCCAGACAUUGCCACCACACACCAUGGCUUAUAGUCCAAGGUCAGGCACAUUAGAGCAAAUCGGCCAGUUUAAAGUAACACGACCGCAAUCGAAUGAGACGACUGUAUUCGACGGCACCGCGUUAUUCUCGCGCACAACAGAUGACCGGUUCCUAGAGACUCAAGUCACGGUGACGAUCCAUCGAAUGGAGGUAUUCAGGAUGGAAUUCACACAUGAUUCACGCGGUCGAAUCAAUCAGACGAGAACGUACACGCGCAACGUCGCCGUUAAUACAUACACUAAUGUAAAAAAUUACACAUGGGACUGUGACGGUCAGUUGACCGGUGUCGAGGCACAGGAACCGUGGGGUUUCAAAUACGACGCCAACGGUAACAUGCUGUCACUCACAUAUCGAGGUAAUACGAUCCCGAUGGAGUACAAUGCCAUGGAUCGAAUAGUCAAGUUCGGCGAAGGUCUGUAUAAGUACGACAACCGAGGUCUGGUGGUGCAAAACGCGAGAGAAGAGAGAUUCAAUUACAAUGCCAAAGGACUUCUCGUACGCGCCAUCAAACGCGGCCGCUUCGACGUGCGAUACUAUUACGAUCAUCUGGAUCGCCUGGCCACGAGAAAGGACAAUUACGGCAACGUCACGCAGUUCUUCUACAACAAUCAGAAACGACCGCACGAAGUGAGCCAGAUAUACAGUCCGCGCGAUGGUAAACUGAUGUCAUUAGUCUACGACGACAGGGGACAUCUCAUUUACGCACAAGUAUACCGACACAAAUAUUACAUUGCUACUGAUCAGUGCGGUACACCCAUUAUGAUCUUCAAUCAGUAUGGUGAAGGCAUCAGGGAAAUUAUGCGAUCGCCUUACGGCCACAUCGUUUACGAUUCAAAUCCAUAUCUUUAUUUACCGGUUGACUUCUGUGGAGGACUUUUGGAUCAGGUCACUUCCCUAGUUCAUAUGCCAAACGGUAAGGUUUACGAUCCGCUGAUAGGCCAAUGGAUGUCGCCGCUUUGGGAGAACGUUUUAGAUCGCGUAGACAAGCCGACGCACCUACAUCUUUAUAGAUUUAACGGAAACGAUCCGAUUGAUGUUAGACAUACGGACAGACCAAGUCAACCAACCGAUCACAUAUCAUGGCUGUCGCAUCUCGGAUAUGAUCUGAAGAGCUUAGCGCCGCAGUUGUUCCCGGAUGAACUGCCGGAAAGUCUUAUUCCGCGGGCACUUGGUCCGGGAACCUCUAUAUUUGGUAAGAAGAAGAGAACGCGCAAUCUGGGCGUCCAGUCUGGUUUCCUCGCUCAUAUCGCUCAGAGGCACUCGGGAGAUGCGAUGAGCCUGUCCGCACCUCCGCGAUCAGCCCUGAAGAAAGAUACCAGCGAGUUGAUACCCAGCCGGCUAGGUGCAGCGUCCGAUCCGCCAUUCGGCAAAGGUAUCCUUGUGUCGAGAACUGCCGACGGCCAGGCGGUAGUGUCCAGCGUGCCCAGUGCUAAUGCUAUUUAUGGUGACGUGUUCACAUCUGUGUUCAAUCGCUCGUACUUCCUGCCGUUCACAUUCGUCGUGCAUAGCGCGCAGCAGGACGCCUUCUACUUCGUCAAAGAGGAAACCUGGCGCGCCAGCGAGGAUCGCGGUCAGCUGAAACGUUUAGGAGGUCAAGUGAACACGACGUUCCACGAGAACGAAAACGGCAGUGGUAGUAGCUCGCUAAUUGAUGUAAAAAUACACGGCGCCAGCUAUGUUGUAAACCUGCGCUAUGGCACCACAGCGGAAAAAGAAAAGCAGAGACUACUGCAUCACGCGAAGACGACCGCCAUUAGGAAGGCAUGGCAUCGGGAACGCGAGGCUCUCAAAGCGAACACACCUACGUCCGUCGAAUGGAUGGUCGCCGAGCAGGAUGAAAUAAUAAAAAUUGGCUUCUCGUCCAACUAUGACGGCGAGUACAUACACGACGCGCAACAGUACCCUGAGCUCGCGGAAGAUCCCUAUAACAUCAAAUUCGUGAAAAAGGCUGUCGACCAGUCAAAUAAGAAGCGACGCAGGAGGAGAGGCGCGCCGUCCUGUAAGCUCUGGUGGUUAGACAAAAUGUGCUAGAGUGAUUUGAGAGUCAGUCGUAUCGUCCCCUCGCGCGGGGACAUUGUCCAGUAUCGAGGCCGCAGAAAUUUUCGAGUGAAACACCGGAAAUAGAAACAGAGAGAGAGAGAGAGAGAGAGAGAGAGAGAGAGAGAGAGAGAGAGAG
Pogonomyrmex barbatus (red harvester ant) is the source of this 7925-nucleotide messenger RNA. It is a transcript of the gene Ten-a, whose product is annotated as Teneurin-a transmembrane protein. Gene Ontology annotation, biological process: motor neuron axon guidance. The record is from RefSeq and is a predicted model, not a curated record. Lineage: Eukaryota; Metazoa; Arthropoda; Insecta; Hymenoptera; Formicidae.